This is a messenger RNA of Ichthyophthirius multifiliis, 770 nucleotides long. RefSeq lists its product as hypothetical. The record is from RefSeq and is a predicted model, not a curated record. The transcript has 3 exons. Lineage: Eukaryota; Ciliophora; Oligohymenophorea; Hymenostomatida.
UGUUAUGGUAAAAAGGUAAUCUUAAAUAUUUAAACCUAAUUUUGAUGAUUAUAAUGUCAAAAUAUAAAUAAAAUAUGGUAUAACAAAAGUAGAUAUAGAUAUGAUAAAUGCAAACUUUAAAAAAAUUUAGUAAAAUUAAUAAGAAUAUUUAUAAUUUUACUAACUACUUGAAAUUUUAAAAAAUCUUAAAUUAAAUGUUGAUAUUGUUACUAAAAAGUAAAUAUUUAAAGAAAUGGAAGAUAAAUAAAUAAAGUAAAUAAAUUUAGAUACAGUUUAUUUAAUUGUAGGUGUUAUAAGAUAAAAGCAAUCUAAAUAAUAAGAAGAAAUUGAAGAAAGUGAUGCAAAUGAAUUUAGUAUUUAUUUAUAAUUAAAAAUAUAUCUAGAAUUUAUAUAAAAAGUUGAUGCUUUUGUUGCAUUAGGUGGUAAUAAUGAUUUAACAGGAAGAAUUUAAAAGAAAACUAUUUUAAAAAUUAUAAAGGAAGAAUUCGAUUUAUCGUUUGACUUAGAUUAAUUUAUGGAAAAAAUAGAAUAGAGUAGCGAUGAGCUUGAUUUUAAUAUGUUCUGUAGUUUAUUUGAAAAUUAAGAAGAUAGAAAAGGAAAUAAUACUAAAGCUUCAAGCUUACUUUCAUUAAAAGUCUAAUAAAAGCAAAAACUCUGUAAAAUCCGUUAGGGUUAGAUAUAGAGAUUUCGAAGAGUUUUGUAGAAAAUAAGACGGAAACUUAUGAAAAUGAAUAUUAUAUUAUAUAACAUAUCAAAAUAAAAAAUUAUAU